Messenger RNA from Cicer arietinum (chickpea), 2564 nucleotides. Its product is annotated as phosphatidylinositol 4-kinase gamma 2. Gene Ontology annotation, molecular function: protein binding. The record is from RefSeq and is a predicted model, not a curated record. NCBI's taxonomy places the organism in Eukaryota, Viridiplantae, Streptophyta, Magnoliopsida, Fabales, Fabaceae.
GUGUUUGUUUAUUUAUUUAGAAAAUAUAAGAUAGGCGUAAACAUCGCACCUCGAUGGAAAAUUAGUUCCAACUAACAAACUUCAUUCUCAUCCAAUUCCUUCCCUCUCUCUUUCCAUUUAACCUCUCUCCCUUCCCACUUUUUCCUUUGAUUCUUCCUCUUGGUAAGAAUCCACUCUCGCUUGCUUCCAUUCUCAAACGCACAUUUCGAGAGAUUAUUUUUCUUAUUAUUACUUUAAUUUAUUAUUACAUUACAUUUUUCACACAAAACCUAAUUAUUUAUUCUCUUCAUUUUCCCCUUAAUUAAAAUUAGGGUCUAUUCCAUUGAAAAAGGACCUUCGUUUUUAAAUGAAUUCAUUCCGUUAAUUCCAAUAACUCAAGUUCGAAACCAAUUAGGGCUUGAGUUUAGUUUCUACAAAUAAAAGAAGAAAAAAAAUUAUUCAGAUUUCAAAAAUGUCGGUUGUUGAUGUUGCUCAGACUCCGAUUUUCAAACAAUCGGAAAAUUCACAUUUUAAUUGGCAAGAACGAAUUAAACGUUGCUCCGGUGAAUCGAUUCUAAUAUAUCUAACUGUCGACGGAGCCGUUACACCGAUGCGUGUUUUAGAAUCCGAUUCAAUUGCUUCAGUGAAAAUGAGGAUUCAAACGCGAAAUGGUGUUUCUGAGAAGAAGCAGAAGCUAGUUUCAAAUGGAAGAGAGCUAGCACGAAAUAGCACGCUUGUCAAAGAUUACGGUGUAACCGCCGGCAAUGUUGUUCAUUUGGUUCUUCGUCUCUCUGACAUGAUUUUCAUUGUCGUGAGAACAACCUGCGGGAAGGAAUUUGAGUUUCAGAUUGAUCGGCAUAGGAACGUGGCGCAUCUUAAACAGUGUAUUAAAAAGAAAGGGAAAGGUUUCAUUGAUCUUGUGGAAGAGGAACCGGAGUUUUUUUGCCGCGGCGAAAAGCUUGAUGAUCAGAGAAUUUUUCAUGAUAUUUGUAAAAAUGAUGAUGAUGAUGUUAUUCAUCUCAUUGUUCAAAAAUCAGCACAAGUUAAUGCUACAUUGGUUCACGAUAAGGAUUUGGAACUUUCUGUUGUUGCAGAUACAACAGAGAAUAAAAAUCAGAAUCAGAAACAGAAUGUAGUUAAUAUUAUAGAACAACCUUGUGAUGUUAAUUUCUGUUUAGAGCCAGUUUUUGUGAACCCUAAGAUCAAUUUGUUUCCUUUCCUAUGGGAUAUGAUUGAUUCAACUUUCAAUGGUUUGAAAAAUGGAAAUAAACCUGUAAGAUCUUCUGAGGGAACAGGUGGGGCUUACUUCAUGCAAGAUUCUAAAGGUGUUGAGUAUGUUUCUGUUUUCAAGCCUAUUGAUGAGGAACCAAUGGCUGUUAAUAAUCCACAUGGAUUGCCGGUUUCAUUGGACGGUGAGGGUUUAAAGAGAGGGACAAAGGUCGGAGAAGGAGCUGUGAGAGAAGUUGCAGCCUAUAUAUUGGAUCAUCCAAAGGCUGGACCACGGUUGGUGUCUGGUGAAGCCAUUGGUUUUUCCGGUGUUCAGCCUACUGUUAUGGUUCGGUGUUUUCAUGAAGCGUUUAAUUACCCGGAUGACGGGUAUUGUGGCUCUUUGGAGAUGGAUCAGAAGGUAGGGUCUUUGCAGAUGUUUAUGAAUAACAAUGGUAAUUGUGAGGAUAUUGGACCUGGAGCUUUUCCCGUGGAAGAGGUGCAUAAGAUCAGUGUGCUUGAUAUAAGAAUGGCUAAUGCAGAUAGGCAUGCAGGUAAUAUAUUGUUUAGAAAAGAGCCAAGUGGGAGGACUGUGCUUAUUCCUAUUGAUCAUGGAUAUUGUCUUCCUGAGAAAUUUGAAGAUUGCACAUUUGAUUGGCUUUACUGGCCUCAAGCACGUCAGCCAUACUCUCCCGAUACAGUUGAUUAUAUAAACUCUCUGGAUGCUGAAAAGGACAUAGAGCUUCUAAAAUAUUAUGGUUGGAAUGUUCCAGUUGAGUGUGCCAGAACACUCCGCAUCUCCACAAUGCUAUUGAAGAAAGGGGUUGAGAGAGGUCUCACUCCCUAUGCCAUUGGAAGCAUCAUGUGUAGGGAAAAUUUGAACAAGAAAUCGGUGAUCGAAGAGAUUGUCUGUGAAGCUCAGGAAUUAUCGCUACCUGGCAUGGAGGAAUCUGUUUUUCUUGAAUUUGUAUCACAGAUCAUGGAUUCCCGCCUCGGUGAGCUUUUGAAAUAGGCUUUUUUUUCUUUCUUGAUUCAUGUAGGUAUAUAUUAAUGCAUAUAUGCAUGUAUUACAUGAAAGAGUACCGGUCCAUAUAUUUGAAUGGACUUAAGGUUGUAUAAGAAGGUGAUGAUGGUUAGAGGUGUUAUUAUGGACAUUUAGGUCCGAAGAGAUUGCCUAUUUACUCACCCAAUCACCACCAUAAAUUGUUUUUCAGUGAUUGUAUUGCCAUAUUGAACAGAAGUUGAAAAAAAAGAAGUAUGAAUAAGAUGUAUUCUACUAAAGAUUUGGAGUAUCUUAGGGUUGUAUAUAUAGGAGUUGGAUAUAUAUACUGUGUACAUAAUGUGUAUUGUGGUAGAUGUUUCGUAAAAUACUCAUUAGU